Rhopalosiphum padi (bird cherry-oat aphid) is the source of this 1892-nucleotide messenger RNA. RefSeq names its product SCAN domain-containing protein 3-like. Lineage: Eukaryota; Metazoa; Arthropoda; Insecta; Hemiptera; Aphididae. The record is from RefSeq and is a predicted model, not a curated record. Bases 87 to 1892 code for a protein of 601 amino acids. The transcript has a single exon.
AGUACGUUUUGAAAGAAAUUAAAAGUUUAUAGUUUAGUUUUUUUAAGUGUUAUUUUUUUGAAACCUAGUCGGACUAAGUCAAGAAUAUGUCACGAAAGAGGAAAUAUGAUGAUAGUUAUAUUAAAUAUGGAUUCACUGAAAUUGAAGUAAAUCGAGAAAUAAGACCUCAAUGUGUGAUAUGUACUGUUGUGCUUAGUAACGAUGCUUUGAAACCAGCAAAGCUACUGCGGCAUUUGCAUACGAUUCAUCCUACGCUCAAAGACCAACCACCCGAAUUUUUUGAAGGAAAAUGUAAAAGCUUAAAGAAAAUGAAACUAGGACCAAGUGGGGCAAAUGUCGCAUUGUCACAGCAAGUGCUAACUGCAUCAUUUGAAAUCUCCCAACUAAUCAGUAAGUCAAAAAAAGCACACAGUAUCGGCGAAACAUUAAUUAAGCCUAGCUUGCUAAUAGCUGCAAACAUUUUCGGAGAAGAUGCCAAGAAAAAAAUUCAAAAUAUGCCACUGUCCAAUAAUACAGUAAAGGCACGAAUUGGAAAAAUGUCAUGCGAUAUCGAAGAGCAACUACUAGGUAAAAUAAAAAGUUCCCCUUACUUCGCUCUUCAAUGUGAUGAAACUACUGACAUUGCGCAAUGUUGCCAGUUAUUAGUUUUUGUGCGGUUUUUAGACGUUGAGGAUAAGACCAUAAAAGAAGAGUUAUUGCUGUCAAGUGUACUUGAGACAACGUCGAAAGGGAUCGAUGUAAUGCAGAUCAUUAGUAAUUAUUUUGAAAAUCAUGAUCUCAAGUGGGAGAAACUAGUUGGCUUUUGUACGGACGGAGCUCCAGCUAUGCUAGGAUGUCGUUCAGGUCUUGCAACAUUAGUGAAAGAAAAAAAUCCGUCAACUUUAACAACACACUGCGUCAUUCAUCGGCAAGCGUUAGCUACAAAAACAUUACCAGAAGAAUUAGCUAAUGUUUUGAAACUGGCAAUAAAGUUAGUGAAUUUUGUAAAAAGCAAAGCACUUAACACACGUAUUUUCAAAAAACUUUGUGUUGAAUUGGACUCCGAAUACGACACAUUACUUUUUCAUACAGAGGUUCGCUGGCUUUCAAAAGAGAAUAUGCUAAAACGGUUGUAUGAACUAAAAGAGGAAAUGAAAAUAUUUUUAAACGAGAAGGAUUCAGAGUUACUUGAAAAAUUUUGUGAUUUGAAAUUUGAAUUACAAUUUGCUUAUUUAGUAGAUAUUUUUGAGCACUUAAAUAACCUUAAUUUGCAACUUCAAGGUUCGGGACACAAAACCUUGGAAUUUAGAGCAAAUAUUUUUAUUUUUGAAGAUAAAAUUCGCGCAUUUGUAUGCAAAAUUAAUCUAUGGAUGAAUAAAAUCGAGAAUAAUAAUUAUUCAGCAUUUCAGACAUUCCAAACUCUUAUUAACGACGAUCAAUAUGCUGAUAUUUUAAUCGAAAUUCAACAUAACAUAAAAAAACAUCUGGAAAAAUUAAAAUCUGAAUUUAUUCGCUACUUUCCGGAAUGGAACGAAGUUAACAGUGUUCAAAAAAUAAUUCGAAACCCUUUUUGUGCAAAAGUUGAAGAAGCCCCAGAAUAUCUUCAAGAAGCUGUCAUCGAACUGCAAAAUGACUCUGACUGCAAAAAUAUGUUUGAUUCUGGUAUGAACCUUGAGGAAUUUUGGUGCAGAAGGGCAACAUUACAUAUUCAACUACGGGAAAUUGCCUUACGUUAUUUAGUAGUAUUUUCAACUACGUAUUUGUGUGAACAAGGAUUUUCCAAUCUACUUGUGAUCAAAAAUAAACAGAGAAAUCGCUUGGACGUAAGUGACGACAUGCGUUUAGCCAUUAGCAACAUUCAUCCGAGAAUUGAAAAACUGGUCAAAGAAAUGCAGCCACAAAAAUCACACUAA